AUGGCGCACACGUCACUGCGCCCAGCGUUGGUCAUCGCUGUGCUGCUCUCGCUCGCCUGCAGCGCCAACGCCGGCCGACAUCUUCUCUCAGGCGAAGGAGUUACAUUUCGCUACCAAGUCUUCGCGACUCUUGAGAAAACGGGCAACCUGACUGGCUCGUGCACCCUGGAUGCUAACGUCAAGGAGACUACCCAAACCACAUCUUUCGUCUUCAGCUUUACGGGCGUAAAUGGAACAAACCUUACUUUCUCAGGGCCUGCUUACUACUUCCGUAGCAAUGACUCUUUUAUAGCGGGGUUUAGACCCUGCAAAUUUGUGGCGGUAGCAAGCGGGAGUUGGAAGUGCACGUUCCACGAGGAGAUAACACUCCCUUCGGAUAUGCCUUACGAGCCACAGUCACAACUCGGGGCUUUGAACUACGCUGGAAUAUUCACGGCGGAAGCUUCCGGCAUCUAUGUCGCGGUUAUACUUAACAACAACAUGGCGAUAAGGGGGUCAAUCCAGAGGUCUAGUGUGACACCUGUCUGA
Molecule: messenger RNA, 528 nt
Organism: Closterium sp. Yama58-4
Lineage: Eukaryota; Viridiplantae; Streptophyta; Zygnematophyceae; Desmidiales; Closteriaceae
Source: the annotation of a GenBank genome assembly